Molecule: messenger RNA, 1101 nt
Organism: Elaeis guineensis (African oil palm)
Lineage: Eukaryota; Viridiplantae; Streptophyta; Magnoliopsida; Arecales; Arecaceae
Product: momilactone A synthase
Source: RefSeq, a predicted model, not a curated record
AGGGAGCAGCCAACAGCUGGCCUGUCGGUGGAAAAGAAAAAGCCAAGAUUGAAAUGAUCAUAGCUGAUGGGUGGCUUUUCGAGUCCGCCUUUCUCCUCUCCAAUAUCCUCUAACCAGCCAUGGGAAUCACCUCCGUGCUCACCUCCGCAGCAGGAAGGCUCGAAGGCAAGGUGGCACUGAUCACAGGCGGCGCCAGCGGGAUCGGUGAGGCCACAGCCAAGCUCUUCACCCGCCACGGUGCCCGUGUGAUGAUCGCCGACAUCCAGGAUGACAAGGGCCGAGCCCUCUGUGAAUCCUUGGGCUCCGCCGUUGCCUCCUAUGUCCAUUGCGAUGUGACCGACGAGUCUCACGUCCGCGACGCCGUCGAUGCCGCCGUCUCUCGCCACGGCAAGCUCGACAUCAUGUUCAACAACGCCGGCAUCGCCGGCUCGCUGUGCAUGCAGAUACGGGAAUCCGAGAAGGCAGACUUCGAAAGGGUGAUGGGGAUUAAUCUGGUGGGGAGCUACCUUGGGACGAAGCAUGCCGCACGUGUCAUGAUCCCGGCGCGGCGGGGAAGCAUCGUGAUGACAGGGAGCGUGGCAUCGGCGGCGCCGGGGAUAGGUUCGGCGGCGUACACGUGUUCGAAGCCGGCGGUGGUGGGGCUGAUGAGAAGCGCGGCGGUGGAGCUCGGCCAAUUCGGUGUGCGGGUGAACUGCGUGUCGCCGUACGGGGUGGCGACACCGCUGGCGACGACAUCGUUCGGCAUUGGAGUGGAGGAGGUGGAGGAGUUCAUGCACAAGCAUGCAAUUCUCAAGGGGGUGAGGCUCAAGGUGGAGGAUGUGGCGGAGGCAGUGUUGUUUCUGGGGAGCGAGGAAGCCAGAUACGUGAGUGGAGUCAACCUAUUGGUUGAUGGAGGAUUCACGACGACGAAUCCCUCGCAUGGUGCAUGGUUUGUUUAGGUACUCGGAUGGGUGAGGAAACUGUUUCCUCACAGUUUGGGCUUGUCCAGAAAAAAAAUUGUCCAGUUUGACAAUUCAAGCACCAAGGAUGUCCAAUGGCUAAAUCCGGAGUCUAACUUUAUAUAAUUAUCUAUGCAUGGUUGGAUCAUGAAGUAGGAUUUUU